Messenger RNA from Grus americana (Whooping crane), 5662 nucleotides. RefSeq names its product pyruvate dehydrogenase complex component X (gene PDHX). Gene Ontology annotation, cellular component: pyruvate dehydrogenase complex; mitochondrion. Bases 1 to 1647 code for a protein of 548 amino acids. Gene Ontology annotation, molecular function: acyltransferase activity. Lineage: Eukaryota; Metazoa; Chordata; Aves; Gruiformes; Gruidae. The transcript is spliced from 12 exons. Gene Ontology annotation, biological process: pyruvate decarboxylation to acetyl-CoA. The record is from RefSeq and is a predicted model, not a curated record.
AUGCUAAGGCGGCUUGGCCGCGGGGUGGCGCGCGUGCUGCCUUUUUUCUUCUCAGGCAGUGAGAGAGGCAGCUCUAGCGCUGAGUUGUACAGGGAAGUGAGGAGAAGCAAGAUGGCAGCUACUUUGUGGCUGAGCUGUGGCGGCAAGGGGGUGGCGAGGCUGCUCCUGCGGGGGCGGCCAGGUCUGGGAGCAGGUGUGUCUUUCCCCGCUCGAGGAGGCUGGAGGCUUCUGCACGGGACCCGAGAGCUACUGGGUACACCUGGUAUUAAAGUUUUCAUGCCUGCACUUUCUCCUACAAUGGAAGAAGGAAACAUUGUGAAAUGGUUAAAAAAGGAAGGUGACACAGUGAAUGCUGGAGAUGCAUUGUGUGAAAUUGAAACAGACAAAGCGGUGAUUACCAUGGAAUCAAGUGAUGAUGGCAUAUUGGCUAAAAUACUGGUGGAAGAAGGAAGCAAAAAUGUACGCUUGGGCUCACUUAUUGCUCUGCUGGUAGAGGAAGGACAGGACUGGAAGCAAGUUGAAAUACCAGCUGAUGGUAUUGAUCCAUCUUCUCUGGCAUCACCAGCACCUGCGCUUACUUCAACUCAUGCAGGUCCUUCAGUUUCAGCCCCUCCUAAACUGGAACAUCAACCCAGAAGAUUGCAGGUUCGCUUAAGUCCUGCAGCUCGCAACAUUCUGGAGACACAUGGACUAGACCCAAGCAAUAUUACACCUUCUGGGCCUCGAGGAAUCUUCACUAAAGAGGAUGCUCUCAAACUUCUGCAAGAGAAGCAGAAGGGCAAACCCAGUGAAUUGAAAUGUGUGGUUUCUCCAGCUCCUCCCCAGCCUACUGCAGUGCAUUCUGCUUCGCAAGCAACAGCUGUGACUUCUGCUUAUCCAAGGCCAGCAGUUCCACCAGUUUCCACACCAGGACAACCUGCUGCACUGGGCACAUUCACAGAAAUCCCAGCUAGCAACAUUCGAAGAGUUAUUGCUAAGAGAUUAACAGAGUCCAAAACUACUGUACCUCAUGCAUAUGCUGCUGCUGACUGUGACAUUGAUGCUAUUUUGAAAUUAAGAAAAGAAUUGGCCAAAGGGUCAUAUCUCUGUCACCAAUCUGAUGACAUUAAAGUAUCUGUAAAUGAUUUUAUUAUCAAGGCAACUGCAGUCACUCUGAAGCAAAUGCCAGAUGUGAAUGUAACCUGGGAUGGAGAAGUCUGUAGGCAGCUGCAGUCCAUUGACAUUUCUAUUGCUGUGGCAACAGACCGAGGUCUUAUUACACCAAUCAUAAAAAAUGUUGCUGCCAAGGGAAUAAAGGAAAUUGCUGCCUCUGCAAAGGCUCUAGCAAAGAAAGCAAGAGAUGGAAAACUGUUACCGGAAGAGUACCAGGGAGGAUCUUUUAGUAUCUCCAAUCUGGGCAUGUUUGGCAUCAAUGAUUUCACUGCAGUCAUAAACCCUCCGCAGGCCUGCAUCCUAGCUGUGGGCAGAGCAAGACCAGAGCUCAAGAUUGUGGAAGAUGAAGAAGGGAAUGAGAAACUUAAGCAGCAUCAACUCAUGACAGUGACUCUUUCAAGUGAUGGUCGAGUGGUAGAUGAUGAACUGGCUUCAAAGUUUCUGGAGACCUUGAAAGCCAACAUAGAGAAUCCAAUGCGACUUGCCCUGUGUUAAACUCCGUGAAGAUUGCUUCUUGUUUUGUCAACAUAGAUUACUGUUAUGUACUUGGGGUUGUUUUUCUGUAUUGAGGAGUAAAUAGUUACUCUCAGAUGGACAGUUAAAAUAUUUAAUUUAUUGAAUUGACAUGAAAUGCUAUUAAUUUUCAUGCUUUUAGUCUUUUGCAAUGACCAGGUUUUAUACUGUAAAGCUAAAAGACUUUAAAGCUAAUAUACUACAUUUCUUUAAACACUUAGUACUAAUAGCAUAUGACAUUUGCGUAGAAAAGUCAAUAUCUCCUAUGUAAAGGAAAAUAGCAGAAAACUUUAUGAAAUUUAAAAGAGAAUCAUAGAAUAGUUUGGGUUGGAAGGGACCUUUAAAAGUGUUUCACCACCCGCAUCGUAAAACAUUUCUUUCCUAUAUCUAGUCUGAAUUUACCCUCUUUCAGUUUAAAACCAUUACCCCUUGUCCUAUCACAACAGGCCCUGUAAAAAAGUCUGUCCCCAUCUUUCUUAUAAGCCCCCUUUAGGUACUGGACGGCUGCAAUAAGAUCUCCCCAGAGCCUUCUCUUCUCCAGGCUGAACGACCCCAACUCUCUCAGCCUGUCUUCAUUGGAGAAGUGCUCCAGCCCUCUGAUCAUUUUUGUGGCUCUCCUCUGGACUCCUAUAGAUCCAUGUCUUUCUUGUACUGAGGGCUCCACAGCUGGGUGCAGUCGUCCAUAUGGGGUCUUUUCUGUGCUGAGAUGGGAUGCUUUAUUUAAGGCCUAAAUAUCUAGCUUUUUGAGUGAAGGAAGCAAGAAUCACAAUUGGGCAAAGUUCCGCAUGAGUCUUGGUCAAUGCUGAGAUAACUGAGUAGCUAAAUUAUAUUGCUGCAGUAGAAAGUUUUUCAGUUUUCAGAAGACUUUUCUGGCAUGUUGUGCCAUGCAAAUUAGAUUGAAAUAAGGUUUAUAAAAUGUUGACGGAUAUUUCAGUGGCUUUCUAUAUAGGAGCAAAGACUUUAAAAAAAAAAAGUUUUGGAUUAAUUUCGUUCCCAUCACAAAUUCAACUGUUCUUUGUCUUCUCUUUUAUCAUAAGCUACAUUGAAGAAAACAAUAUGACUGUGGAGAUGAAUGGGGAAAAAAAAUGACAGGAAAUUUUGAGAAAGACUAAAUUAGAUCAUAGAUAAAAAUGUAAUUUCUCAAAAUAUUAAGUAAUCUAGUGAACUCAACAGCUGAAUUUGUACAAUUAGAACUCAUUGAAACACAUCUAAACUGUAGGGGCAUCUAUUUUUUCCAGUAGUUUAAGAUAACUGCAUGAUCUAAUACCUUGCAGAGAGGUAGAGAGGAGAAUAAACUUGUCUGCAUAAAUGCAUUGUCUGUAAAGGAUGGAAUCUCAGCAUUGUUGGUUUUUAGGUUUUGAUGGAACCAACUUUUCAUGAAAACAACAUUUUGUGUAAAAAAAAAAAAUUUGUUUUCUUUGACUCUAAUUUGGAGACAAUUUUUUAAAUUUAGAAGAUACCCCAACUCAGAUAUCUUCUUCAGUACAUAUAUAUAUAUAUAAAAAUUCAAGUGCUUUUUGAUAUGUUGUGGUUAACUUAAAACCCAAGUUAAUUGUGCCAGCAGUAUUGUGAUGAAAAACUAGCUUUGAUCUCUUAAUCUCAUAGAGUUUCCAGUAUAAAAGGUCAAAUUUUGCACACUGAAUAUUUGCUGGUUAAUGCUGUUGUUUGCAUGGAUAGAAUAAAGACGAAAGUAGAAAGUGUUUCAUCAUGAGUGUAUAUUGAAUUGUGACGUGGAGGCUUAAGUGCGGUGGCCUGAAGUUUAAAUUAACAGAAGUAGGUAAUUUUUUUCUUAUAUAUAAAUAUGGAAUGACAUAUUGUAUGAGUUUGUAAUGAAAUAACUGCAUAUCCUGGUUUCAGCUGAGAGGGUUGAUUUUCUUCAUAGUAGUUAGUAUGGGCCUAUGUUUUGGAUUUGUGCUGAGAACAGUGUUGACAGUAUAAGAUGUGUUUGUUGUUGCUGAGCAGUGCUUACACAGAGCCAAGGCCUUUUCUGCUUCUCACACCACCCUGCCAGCGGGAUGACUGGGGGUACACAAGAAGUUGGGAGGGGAUGCAGACAGGACAGCUGACCCAAACUGACCAAAGGGAUAUUCCAUACCAUAUGACAUCAUGCUCAGCUUAUAAGGGGCUGGGGGAAGAGGAGGGACUUGGGGGUGGCGGUGUUGGGAGUGAUAGCAUUUGUCUUCCCAAGUAACCAUUAUGUGUGACGGAGCCCUGCUUUCCUGGAGAUGGCUGAACACCUGCCUGCCCAUGGGAAGUGGUGAAUGAAUUCCUUGUUUUGCUUUGCUUGUGUGCGCAGCUUUUGCUUUACCUAUUAAACUGCCUUUAUCUCAACCCACGAGUUUUCUCACUUUACAGGACCUGGUGAAAAUAUAAAUUGCCAGUAGAAUUCUGGGAGUUUGUCUUACUCUGGUUUGCGCAAGUACUUUUUUUAAAGAUUUGGAAGAUUUGUUUGUUGACUUGCUGCCAUAAUUAAAACGUUAAUUGCAAGACAAAACCUUUAGUUAAUACUGAGUUGAGAGUUUUUGCUAGAUGAGUUUGCUUAUUUGACUUGUUCUGAUAUAAAAAAAAUUCAUAAACUAUUAAUCUAACAGUAGGGAGAGAUUUUGAUUACCAAAUCUAGUUUACUGUGCAAUAAUGAACAUAUCCAUUCUGUAUUUCCAGGAGUUUCUCGCUGAUAAAUUAUAUUCCAGAUUGGGUGCUGAAGAUUAAUUUGCAAUUUUAAAUGGUUAACCAUGAAUUUUUCCAAAGUUGUUUGUCAAUCCCAUAUUACUCUGAAGGGAAACAACCCACCAAUUUAUAUAUUGUCCUUAAUAAUGUACAAGAAGUUUGCAUAGAUAAAUCUGCUCUGCCGAAGAGAAUUUGCAGACUAAUUUAAAAUCUGAUAUACUGUUCUUCAUUUUUGUACUUGGUGCUCUGGUGGUGUUGUGUGCUCUCCAGCAUUUGUAUGUCCUACUCUUUAGCUGGACACAGUUAAGGGUUGCAUGACUGAUGUGUACAACUGUAGUUUUAUGCAUAUGUGUGUUCACAUAGUGCGAGUCAGUAUGUUUUACUUUUGCUUUUGGAGCCAUUGGAGGGCCCUGUUGUAUGUAAGUGUAGAAUGUUUAUCAUGUCUCAUUCAUGUGGGUACUAAUACGUCCAUUAUACUUUCCCUGUUCAACACAAAGCGGUGAAGACAGUGCAACUUUUUCUCCAGGUUAAAUAAACCUUUACAACUUUUGAACUAGGCAAAUCUCAAUAAGGCUAGUACAAGCUUUAAUUCAAAUUUCUUUACACCUGCCUGCUUGCCAGCAUUGUCAUUUGACAUAAAGAUAGAUGUAUGUUAUUUGUCAGUCAUCAGCUUAUGAAGGAAAUCUCUGGAAUUCAGACAUGUGAUAGCAGUCAGAUCUCCUUAAUUCAGAGUAAUUGUGCCAUUUGGCAACUUCUGCCAUUUUAGCAGAAGUGAGACAACCAAUAGUUGCCCAUACAGAUUCAAAUAAAAAAAUAAAACAUUGAAUAUCUUCCUGAAGAAUUUAGGGAUUUGGGGAUGGGGGCAAUGGAUAAAAUGGCCUAGAAAGUGAAGCAUUUGAAAUGGUUAUGCUUACGGUGGAAGCAAAUUUGCCUUGAAGUAAAAGUUUCACGGAUGAAAAAUAUAACUUUUCACAUUUUAUUCUUUAAAAUGUCUUCUGUCAACAUCUUUUUUACAUACCUAAGCAAGAAAUACCAUAAAGACAUCUACUUUCUUGAAGAAUUUUUAAAAAAAAAAAUCUAAGAAGUAUGCUAACAUCUGCUGAUAAUGUCUGCCUUUAGGAUAUGUUUGGGGAAAAUUACUUUCUUUGUAUCAUUUUCCAUUGCAAGAGGCAUAGUUAGAAAAAAAUAAAAGGUAGUUAUUUUGGACUUUGUGAUUGUUGACAAGUAUUGAACUGUGUGUCACACUUGAAUCCCUAAUUACACUGUCAGAAUAUUUUUUUAUUUUUUUUCCUGCAAUGUAUUCCUUAUGAAAUAAAAUUUCUGUAAUUAA